Messenger RNA from Schistocerca serialis cubense, 1524 nucleotides. RefSeq lists its product as uncharacterized. Lineage: Eukaryota; Metazoa; Arthropoda; Insecta; Orthoptera; Acrididae. The transcript is spliced from 4 exons. Bases 1 to 405 code for a protein of 134 amino acids. The record is from RefSeq and is a predicted model, not a curated record.
AUGUUUUCUGGCGCGGUCGCCCGGCCGGGAUUCCCAGUUGGCCGCGCGGAGGCGUGUCGAGAUUUGCGAGUGGAGUGUGCAUACGUCGCGAAACACGCUGGCGGGACGACGGGCGAGGACGCACUUCUGGGCUGCGGAGGAGCGCGAGGCGGGUCACGGCAUGGAGCAGAUACACCUGGAGGAGGCUCGCGCACUGCUGGAGGAGGCCCGCGGUCUCCGGUUCACAGCCCGACGUGUGCACCUGGCGCACCGCGUCACCUCGCUCAUCAGGGAAGGCGAUCAUGUAAUUCUGUCUGUCCAUUUUGUGUAUCCAUGGAUCCUGGAACCGGUGGCAGCAAAGGAUUAGAGAGGCUCCUACGCGAACAGAUAGAUGACUUGCUACUACAGGCUUUACGUUAUCCAUAAGCCACGAUAAUGGAACUAAAUUAAGAAACUAGUUAGACAGGCCAGCUGUUUGGUCUAGUGUUCCUAAGCAAAAUUCUGUUUUGCUUUUGCUUCCGUUACUGUCUGAUAGUUCCUUCUUACAGACGGGCUUUGGUACUAUUUCAGGGUACAGAUAAUGGUACUGAUUUUUUUUUAUCACGCAUCUUUGAGUGAUUGAAGGUGCGUACAAGAGGUUGCUGAAAAGUUACUGGCCUUGCCAACAUUGAAAAAAAAGCUAUAGUUUUACCAAUUUAUUCAAUAUAUUAUUCCCUGAGAUUAGCUCUCCGCAGCCUCCUUGACAUCUUCACUGUCCUGAAAACGGUUACCCUUCAAAUGUUUCUUCAAGUUCGUGGAAGAUGAUAGUCCGAGGGGCUAUAUUUGGUGAGAUGGGUGGAUGUCUGCCUAGUUCAAAGUCCUGGGUUGUCAAUUUGUGAGCCACAAAGUUGGACCUGUGCGCAGGUGGGUUGUCAUUCAUCAAAAGAAUCGUUUUGGUCCUCCGCGUUUGUUCUUAACUGCUUCGAUCAGCUGGUCCAGCAGGUUAGCAUAGUAUUUUCCGGUUCUAGUGGAUCCCUGAGAAAAGUCCACCAGCAGAAUGCCGCCCUUCUCCCAGAAAACGGACACCAUCAGUGAGUGUGUAACUUCUUCAGGAUUGCUGUGGCGCCAUUAUAUUGAUUCUUGUUUGCUUUCAGGGUCAUAAAUGUGAAGUUAGGUUCCAUCCUCAGUCACUAACUUCUAAAAACGUCUCUGGAGCUUCAAAAUGGCACAAAAUGAUUUUCGAUGUUCCUGCUGCUGAUAACAGUUCAGAUAUUUCGGCAUCUAUUUCGUUGAAGGCUUUCGCAUAUCCAGUAUUGUGGCGCUCAUGAAACCAACACGCUCCAGGGAGAUGUGCGGUAUGCCGGCUAUCUUUUUGGCCGCUGUUUGUCGGUCCUGAUGAAACAACUCAUGGACAGCAUCCGAUGUUGCAAUGUCUGCUGCAGUUUGAGGGCUGCUGCUGCGGGACUCGCCGAGAUAUACAAGUUUUCACAGUGCUGCAGAAAGCACUGCAGUGCUUGUGCCAUCUCAGUAUGAAAGUCCUUUACGGACUUUCCCUGAAGAACCCCA